CGGUGGCCGACUGCGCAGCGGAAGUUCGACGGCGCGGGCUGAGUGGCUGCGGCUGCGGCGCCUCCCGCGGUGCUCGCUGUGGAGCGGGAGGCCAGCCUAGUUCGGGCGUGAUAUCCGGGACAAGGACGGAUCCCCCCAUCCCUCCGCCCGACGUACCACCAUGGACCUGGAAUCCAAAAUGAUGAAGAUGGGCUUAGGCCAUGAACAAGGAUUUGGAGCCCCCUGUCUAAAGUGCAAAGAAUGUGAAGGAUUUGAACUACACUUCUGGAGAAAAGUAUGUCGUAACUGCAAGUGUGGCCAAGAAGAGCAUGAUGUCCUUUUGAGCAAUGAGGAGGAUCAAAAAGUGGGGAAACUUUUUGAAGACACUAAGUAUACCACCUUGAUUGCAAAGCUAAAAUCUGAUGGCGUUCCCAUGUAUAAGCGCAAUGUUAUGAUAUUGACUAAUCCUGUUCCUGCCAAGAAGAAUGUCUCCAUCAAUACGGUUACCUAUGAAUGGGCUCCUCCUGUCCACAAUCAGGCAUUGGCUAGACAGUACAUGCAGAUGCUGCCUAAAGACAAGCAACCAGUGGCAGGCUCCGAGGGGGCACAGUACCGGAAGAAGCAGCUGGCAAAGCAGCUCCCUGCACAUGACCAAGAUCCAUCAAAAUGCCAUGAACUGUCUGCCAGCGAGGUGAAGGAGAUGGAGCAGUUUGUGAAGAAAUACAAGAAUGAGGCUCUGGGAGUAGGAGAUGUCACACUCCCCUGUGAGAUGAAUGCCCACGGCCGUGACAAAGUACAUAUCUCUGGCGGGGACAGAAGCACCCCAACAGCAAUGGGAGCCCUGGAGAAGAAGUCUUCCGACAACAAAAAAUCCCAAUAUUCCUGCCACAGCUGCAAACUGGCUAUGAAAGAAGGAGACCCAGCCAUCUAUGCCGAGAGGGCAGGCUAUGAUAAACUGUGGCACCCCGCUUGUUUCACCUGCAGCAGCUGUAGUGAACUCCUGGUCGACAUGAUAUACUUCUGGAAGAGCGGGAAGCUGUACUGUGGCCGACAUUACUGUGACAGCGAGAAGCCCCGGUGUGCGGGCUGUGAUGAGUUGAUUUUCAGCAAUGAAUAUACCCAAGCAGAAAACAAGAAUUGGCAUCUGAAACACUUCUGCUGCUUUGACUGUGACAACAUCCUCGCAGGUGAAAUAUAUGUGAUGGUCAGCGACAAGCCCACGUGCAAGCCCUGCUACGUGAAGAACCACGCCGUGGUGUGUCAAGGAUGCCACAAUGCCAUUGAUCCGGAAGUUCAGAGGGUGACCUACAACAACUUCAACUGGCACGCGUCCACUGAGUGCUUUCUGUGCUCUUGCUGCAGCAAGUGUCUCAUUGGACAGAAGUUCAUGCCUGUGGAAGGGAUGGUUUUCUGUUCAGUUGAGUGUAAGAGGAUGUUGUCUUAGGAGGUGAGCGCCAAGCAAUACUGAGCUGUAACAAUCCAAAGCGGCCUGCAUUUCAACAAUAGGAUGCAAUUUCAAAACAAUAAAAGG
This is a messenger RNA of Dipodomys spectabilis (banner-tailed kangaroo rat), 1510 nucleotides long. RefSeq names its product testin LIM domain protein (gene Tes). The transcript is spliced from 7 exons. Bases 161 to 1423 code for a protein of 420 amino acids. Gene Ontology annotation, molecular function: zinc ion binding. The record is from RefSeq and is a predicted model, not a curated record. Lineage: Eukaryota; Metazoa; Chordata; Mammalia; Rodentia; Heteromyidae.